This is a messenger RNA of Gadus morhua (Atlantic cod), 3176 nucleotides long. It is a transcript of the gene best1, whose product is annotated as bestrophin 1. Bases 534 to 2675 code for a protein of 713 amino acids. The record is from RefSeq and is a predicted model, not a curated record. The transcript has 10 exons. Lineage: Eukaryota; Metazoa; Chordata; Actinopteri; Gadiformes; Gadidae. Gene Ontology annotation, molecular function: chloride channel activity.
UCUCUCUCUUUCUUUCUCUCUCUCUCUCUCUCAUUCCAUCCACUAGGGGUCAAUGCUGUGUCAGGCAGCCUCGUCCUGGGUACCCAAGGAAACCAAAUUAAAUUCCAGAAUUACAUAAAUGAGGACCAAUGAUCAGUGAUAUCAAUGUUCUUGAAGCAUGUGUUGAGACACAUCCAUUAAAUCCAACAUACUAAGAGACAGUAGAAUGAGGAGUCAUCACAGGUGGUGUAAACAGGCCUUGACCACUCAUAUUGGUCCUAAUAUUGGUGUUAUUAUGGAGUAACUUGAGCGAUGUGAUUCGCUGAGAUUAACGGGGAGCUGCUUUACAAUGCAGCCUUGUUUCCGGAACGGAUUAGCACAUCAAGUGACCGGAGGUGUGAGUGUGAGUGUGUCUUGGCUUUUUCCUUUACCUUUUCCUCCGUCCCAAGCCUUCCGGACGGCGGUCCCACCACGGCCCUCGCCACGAUAUGUGCCCAUGCCCCUGAUGAAGGGUCCUGGCUGACUUGGGGGUCUCCUCGGAGUGAUCAGCAGGGAUGACGGUGACCUACUCCCGCUGCGUGGCGGACGCGGGCCUCGGGACCUUCUCCCGUCUGCUGCUGCGCUGGAAGGGCAGCAUCUACAAGCUCCUGUACCGGGAGCUCAUCCUCUUCACCGUGCUCUACUGCUUCUUCAGCUGGCUGUACAGGUUCGUGUUGAACGAGCAGCAGAAAAGACAGUUUGAAAACCUAUCGAUGUACUGUGACCGCUAUGCUGAGCUCAUUCCUGUGUCCUUUGUGCUUGGGUUCUACGUCACCCUGGUUGUGUCUCGCUGGUGGGGUCAGUUCGAGAGCGUCCCCUGGCCCGACCGGCUGGCGGCGCUGGUGGGGGCCCACGUCCGCGGCGUGGACGAGAACGCCCUCCUGACCCGGCGCACGCUGAUGCGCUACGCCAACCUGUCGGGCGCGCUCAUCUACCGCUCCGUCAGCACGGCCGUGUACAAGAGGUUCCCCACCAUGGAGCACCUGGUGCAGGCCGGCCUAAUGACCCAAGAGGAGUUGAGGCACCUUGAGGCCCUGCCCUCCCCUCACAACAAGUUCUGGGUCCCAUGCAUGUGGUUCGUGAACCUGGCCCUGCGUGCCCGCACUGAGGGUCGCAUCAACAAUGACGUGGCCCUGACCGCCAUCCUCGCAGAGUUGAACAGUUUGCGGACAAAGUGCAUGAAGCUGUACGGCUAUGACUGGAUCAGCCUGCCUCUGGUCUACACUCAGGUGGUGACCGUGGCUGUGUACAGCUUCUUCCUGGCUUGUCUGAUUGGUCGGCAGUUCUUGGACCCCGCCCAGGGCUACCCGGGUCACGACCAGGACUUCUAUCUGCCUGUCUUCACUCUGUUGCAGUUCUUCUUCUAUGUUGGCUGGCUGAAGGUGGCUGAGCAGCUCAUAAACCCCUUCGGCGAGGACGAUGACGACUUUGAAACCAACUGGCUAGUGGAUCGUAACUUGCAGGUGUCCUUACUGUCUGUGGAUGAGAUGUAUGACAGCCUGCCUGUGGUGGAGAGAGAUAAGUACUGGAACGAGUCCGAACCUCAGCCUCCGUACACCGCAGCCAGCGCUGAGCACCGCAAACCCUCCUUCAUGGGCUCGGCGCUCGAUAUCAGUAUGCCCAAGGAGGACAUGGAGUUCCAGCCCAACCUGGAGCAGAUCAAGGAGCACGAGGAGGCCAGCUACUCCACCCCACUGCUGGGGGGCCUGGGCCGGCUGCUGGGCGUCCAGUCGCCCAGCUUCCCCCGCUCCUCCAGGGUGCCCCUCCUCCGCCGUCGCCCGGGGGCCCCGCUGAGCCGCAUCCCGCCGUACCUGCACCCCGCGGGGGGGGCCCGAAACCACGGCCGCCACCCCGCCCACCCGGACCAGGACCCUGACUACCACUUCUCCUCCAUGCCCCUGUACGAGAGGCCGGGUUUCUACAGCUGUCCGCAGACCCCCAUCCACUGCGUGCCCCCCGCCGUGCAGCGGCCGCGGCCCCCGCGCAGAACGCCGGGGGACUGGGAGCGCAGCUGCAGCUCGCUGGUCCCCCCAGUCACGCCCACCACCCUGCCCCCCCCGCCCUCCUCGGCCUUCCCCUGGCUGACGGCCGACGGCGAGGUGCCCACGGCCCCGGCCUUCUCCUUCCCCGACCCGGCGCCGGUGCUCUGGCCCAUCUCUAAACUCAGACCGGGACAGGGCCUGCUGUCCCGACGCCCGCUGCCCCCUCACCUCACCCUGGACCCCCCGCACCCGGCCGACAGCCAGCCCGGGACACCCAGCGGGUGGGCCACGGGCAGUCCGGGGGAGCGGGGGUUGAACGUCCCCCCUCGUAACGCUACAGGGAACGCCAGUAAUCCCAGCAACAGCUCAACCAGCCUGGUCACACCCAGCCACCUGAGCACGAACGCUGCUGCCAACCUCUGCCCCGGGACGACCCACGGCACCCUGGGUAGCCACGGUAACUUCAACAGCAGCCUACGAGAAGGUAACGGGGCGAGCAACGGAGGGCUGAGCAACACAACGAACACUGUUUCCCCUUCAGGGUCGUCUCUGCAAGUAGCGAAUCCACGGCACUCACCCAACGAUUCAGGGAUCUCAUUGGCUGAAGGUGACCUGCUGGGCGCUCUCCUGGAGAGUCAGAAGAGCAGAGCUUCUGGACCGAGGGAACAGGACUAAGGCAGGUCACCUUCCGCAUGUUUUUUCCAGACGGCAAUUACAUUAGAUAGGUAAUGAUAUAAGUGAAAUAAGUGUUAACUGUGUUCUAUGCUAGAUGGAUGUGUUUAGUUGUCAAUGAAGUUGUACAAAGCUUCAUUAAGUUAGCCUUCAUUCAGUUAAUCUCUACUUCCUUCCUGGAUUUACAGAGCAAAUCAGCCUACUUAUGUAGUAAGUAUCGCCUGGAAUCAAUCAAACAUUUCAGGUGUACUUUGCACUGAUCUCCAGCACUAACGGAAAUAAAGUAAGCACUGUUACUCACACUGUUUUCCUACUGUGGGACAGUUCUCUUUAAUAAACCCAUUUCCAUUUCCUGCAUUCCAGGAUUCACACAUGUACUGGUAGAAAGAUGCAUUUGAUCUUUGAAACAAACCAAUGAGAACUAUUUAGAAUGUUUAUUGUAUUCAAGUAACUAUGUCACACUCAUAAAACACAAGAAAAGGGGAUAAACAUGCAUAAAAGAAA